CGCUACUCACCACCACUCACCGGCCACCACCACCACUCACCACCACCACUUAUCGGCCACCACCACCACCAUUCACCGGCCACCACCACCUCUCACCACCACCUCGCACCAUCACCACCACCUCUCACCACCACCACCACCACCACUCACCGGCCACCACCAUUACGCACCACCACCGACCACCACCACUACUCACCACCACCACCACCACCACUACCACUCACCACCAUCACCACCACCGGCCACCACCACUACUCACCACCAUCACUCACCGGCCACCACCACUCACCACCACCACUCACCAGCCACCACCACUCACCACCGCUACUCACCACCACUCACCGGCCACCACCACCACUCACGACUACCACUCACCGGCCACCACCACCACCGGCCACCACCACUACUCACCACCACCACCACCACUCACCACCACCACCACCACCACCACCAUCGCGAUUUUUACAACACUGGGAAGGGGCGGAUGAGCCCGCGGAAGAGCUAGCACGACCACCCGAUAGAAGAAGCGGUGUAAGAUCGAGGAGGCCGGAGUCAUCGUCGGUGGGAUCUGACUUGACUAAUGCGUUUUCAGAGAUGAACCAACGUCUUCAAGACAUACGCGACCUAGAGGCUCAACGUAUGCAUGAGAACCGGGAAGUGGUCGAGAUUAUGCGAGAUAGACAAUGGGAAAAAGACUUUGAAUUCUACUUGAAACCGCACCACCUAACCGGAAAAGCGUUGCAAUUGGAGAUAAAACAAAAGGAGCGAAUCGAAAAAAAUAUAACCUUUGAGGUUUAG
Messenger RNA from Helianthus annuus (common sunflower), 798 nucleotides. Its product is annotated as extensin-3-like. NCBI's taxonomy places the organism in Eukaryota, Viridiplantae, Streptophyta, Magnoliopsida, Asterales, Asteraceae. The transcript is spliced from 4 exons. The record is from RefSeq and is a predicted model, not a curated record. The annotation marks the transcript as partial.